GUGACGUCACGAAACAUCAAUACGCUGAAAAUCAACCGUGUAUUUCUAGUGUGAGUGUUGUGGACGUUCGCUUCUAAUUCCACCCUAAUUUCACACGACACGACAUGUCUGCGGGGGACUCUCUAGGGGCUCCGGCGGCCGGAGGCGGCGCCGGCGACGACGGCAUCGUCGGCGGUCCGAGGACGCCGCAGCAGAUCGCCGCCCAACGACGCCUCCAGCAGACGCAAGCCCAGGUCGACGAGGUGGUGGACAUCAUGAAGACGAACGUAGAAAAGGUCCUCGAAAGAGAUACCAAACUGUCAGAACUCGAUGACAGAGCGGAUGCGCUGCAGCAAGGAGCCUCCCAGUUUGAACAACAGGCCGGCAAACUAAAGCGAAAAUUCUGGUUGCAGAACCUGAAGAUGAUGAUAAUCAUGGGAAUAAUCGGUUUGGUCAUAUUAAUUAUCAUUGUCAUGAAAUUCAUGCCGAACGAACCCGCUGCACCCCCCCCGCAGCCGUACCCACCGCAGCAGGUGGUGUUGUCGGGGGGAGGCGCGGCGGCCAACCCGCCGGCCACGGCGCCAGGGGGCCAGCCCGCCGGCAGCGGACCCGCCACCACCAAAGGCUAGAUGUCGCCGCCGCUAUUUUGCUUUGCGUGCUUGCAGGGGGAGGGGGGCGGCCGCGCCGCCCCCGAUGCCACGAUUCGGAACGAGUUGGACUUUUUCUUUGGUUUUGUUUUCGACUCAAAAAGGAUCAUUGUUGUGUAUAGUAUUGUGAAGCAAUCGAUAGUUUGAGGCAAACGAUUCUUUUUUCUGUUUGAUUGAGGUUUUUCUCUGACGUAAUAUAGUCGAAGGCUUUAAAUUAUGACAACUGUACAAAGUUAAGGACAAUGUCUGCGAAUUUUGUCGAUUAUAAAUAAAUUUGAGGAUAAUUUUAAGUGUUAGAUGUCCUGUACUUAGCGAGUGCAUUAUGGGAUUUAGCAUAAUUGUAAAUUUGUUAGUGGAUUCAUUUCACGAUAUUGUAAAAAGAUUUAAUUACUAUGAAUGUAAUAUAUUGAUAUUAUCUAUUUAUUAUCACUUUAUUAUUAUGAUUAUUAUCAUUAAAUAAAUUAUUCAAUAGA
Zophobas morio is the source of this 1099-nucleotide messenger RNA. RefSeq names its product neuronal synaptobrevin. Gene Ontology annotation, biological process: vesicle-mediated transport; vesicle fusion. NCBI's taxonomy places the organism in Eukaryota, Metazoa, Arthropoda, Insecta, Coleoptera, Tenebrionidae. Gene Ontology annotation, cellular component: plasma membrane; SNARE complex. The transcript is spliced from 5 exons. The coding region runs from base 105 to 608 and encodes 167 amino acids. The record is from RefSeq and is a predicted model, not a curated record. Gene Ontology annotation, molecular function: syntaxin binding; SNAP receptor activity.